Drosophila ficusphila is the source of this 799-nucleotide messenger RNA. RefSeq lists its product as uncharacterized. NCBI's taxonomy places the organism in Eukaryota, Metazoa, Arthropoda, Insecta, Diptera, Drosophilidae. Bases 92 to 703 code for a protein of 203 amino acids. The transcript has 2 exons. The record is from RefSeq and is a predicted model, not a curated record.
ACCUUUCGAACGACACCUAGCAAGCUUUUCCUCUCCAUUUCAGCACUCUUAAUAUAUUCAAAAUUUAAGGUCGAAAGUCCGGCUUAUCAGGAUGGAUAGGCUGCGCCAGAAGAUCUCGGAGCUGUUCAACAACUCCUUCCCCACAAUCGAGGAGGUUCUCCAGAGCCCCAAGUGCUCAGAGACCUCAGAGGCAGGGAAACCAUUCCCUCCCGAUCCAAUCGGAACUUCGAACGAGAAACCCGAGAAGCGAAGCGACUCUUCCCGUGGCAAAACUGAACCCAUAACCUCGGCUGAUCUGCCAACCCCAGAUUUAAGUUUGCAGCAGUUCCAGGAGCAAAAAUCUCCGUCGAUCAACUACGAAUUUGAGUUCGUCGACUUUGUGGACCGCAAUGCUCCCAGGGGAAUGUCCAAGAAGCUCUUGGAGAUGCUGCCCUAUUUGGAGGUCAGCUUCUUGUCCUGGCCAGCUUUUUGGUUUUGGCGCGGCUACAAUUGGCACGCCCAACGCAAAACGGAAAGGAUCGCAAUCUACAUACAAAGGACCUAUCAGCAGGCCAAACUAAUGCAGUUGGCCAUCCUGGCCGCUGGCUUGUGUACGGUGUCAAUGGGUCAUUCCGCAGGCAUGCCAAUUCAAGUGCAAAAGGUGAACCAGGAAGAACCGAAAGCAGAUGAUACUGAUAUUGGCGAUUCCUCAUUGCCCAAGUAAGCCUUGGCGCAUACUUCUCUCGGAUUUGCACACAAACAUCCCACAUUAAACAUUAUUUUCGGUAAAAAUAAAUUCAAAAUCGUCUGAAAAUGGGCA